AUGAUAGCAGCCACUAUUCGUCCCUUUGUGGCCCGGACACUGCAGUCCGUUUGCCACAUGGUGAGAUUACACAGUCAAGAUAGUGCUGGUUUGCACAAUUCACCCAAACCUGGAGUGAAACAUCCGGACACGAUAUUCGACAAGAUUAUUAAAAAAGAAAUACCUGCAGAUGUAAUCUACGAGGACGAGAAAUGCAUUGCCUUUAAUGAUAUUUCACCGCAAGCACCGGUUCAUUUUCUCGUGAUUCCGAAGGAAAAAAUUGAUAAGCUAGAAAAUAGUACAGUCGACCAGGUGGAGUUACUAGGACAUCUAACGCAUGUUGCCGGCCAGUUGGGGAAAUCGAAGGCGCCGGACGGAUUCCGAUUAGUUAUCAAUAAUGGUGAUAACGGAUGCCAAACGGUGUACCAUAUACACCUUCAUGUGAUCGGUGGUCGCCAGCUCGGCUGGCCGCCAGGAUGA
Molecule: messenger RNA, 459 nt
Organism: Anopheles marshallii
Lineage: Eukaryota; Metazoa; Arthropoda; Insecta; Diptera; Culicidae
Exons: 2
Coding region: 1-459 (152 amino acids)
Biological process (GO): purine ribonucleotide catabolic process
Cellular component (GO): nucleus; cytoplasm
Molecular function (GO): hydrolase activity
Source: RefSeq, a predicted model, not a curated record